Molecule: messenger RNA, 1639 nt
Organism: Sphaerodactylus townsendi
Lineage: Eukaryota; Metazoa; Chordata; Lepidosauria; Squamata; Sphaerodactylidae
Gene: KCNIP4
Product: potassium voltage-gated channel interacting protein 4
Exons: 6
Coding region: 189-503 (104 amino acids)
Biological process (GO): regulation of potassium ion transmembrane transport
Cellular component (GO): voltage-gated potassium channel complex
Molecular function (GO): potassium channel regulator activity; calcium ion binding
Source: RefSeq, a predicted model, not a curated record
CCACGUGACUCAGCCAUCUCCUCUGCAACUUUCUUUAGGAAUGUCCCAGUGGGAUUGUUGAUGAAGAGACCUUCAAAGGGAUUUACUCGCAGUUCUUCCCACAGGGAGAUUCCACAACAUAUGCACAUUUUCUGUUCAACGCAUUUGACACAGAUCACAAUGGAUGUGUGAGUUUCGAGGAUUUUGUUAUGGGACUUUCAAUUUUGCUCCGGGGGACAGUGCAAGAAAAACUUAACUGGGCUUUUAAUUUAUAUGACAUAAAUAAGGACGGCUAUAUAACAAAAGAGGAAAUGCUUGAUAUUAUGAAAGCCAUAUAUGAUAUGAUGGGGAAAUGCACUUACCCUAUUCUCAAAGAAGACGCACCCAGGCAACACGUGGAAACAUUUUUUCAGAAAAUGGACAAAAAUAAAGACGGCGUCGUCACCAUGGAUGAAUUCAUUGAAAGCUGCCAAAAAGAUGAAAAUAUAAUGCGGUCCAUGCAGCUCUUUGAAAAUGUGAUUUAACUCCAUGUAGUUCUUUCAACGAACGGACAUUAUGAACAAUUCAGCAGCAACAGCUCCAUACAGGCGUCUCCACUUCGAACCAUAAAACAGGAUUGCUUUACACCGCGAUGUGUAUAGUGCAAAUAAGCUUUGUUUAAUAAGCCUCGGUAACGAGACUGCAUUUUUUCCCACUAGCUGAGAUCAAACAUUCCUCUUUAAUCUAUGCUCUUGUAGAUGUUCUUGAAACCACACUGGAUUUGGAGAAGAUGCCAAAGACAAACAAUGUGAAAACUUGCGCUGUGGCCACCCCAAUCUUCGUAGAAGUUCGAGAGGCAGAGGCAGGGAUGGGAAAAGUCAGGGUGUUUUACUCAUUUGUUGCAGAUGAGUUUCUAGAAUGUAAAACACUUUAUAUUCAUGAUCUUUUUUAAAAAAAACUGUUUCCCACAAUCCCCACACAGCUACUUCCAUGUUGGGGUCAUGCUUUUCAGCAAAAGGCGAGCUCUUUACAAGGCAAGAGCCCUGUUUUUUUUCUCCGUUUUUUUGUACCCAACACCACCACUUGGCCAGUGGUUCCAGGCACUAGGCGGCUUCUGCAUGCCUUUCUCAGGGCUCAUGUUCGGCCCUCAAGUAGCGAGUUCAAGGUGUGCCUGGACCUUCCAUGCCCCACAAUGCCACACUGCACUGAGAGCUUUCAAAGGUAGCACCCGCCUGGGGAAAGUUUGCCCCCUGUGUUUCUCAAUGUAGUGAUCUGCUUUUUUUAAAAUUCAUGAUCACUCAUUUUAUAGAAAAAAAGAUGUUCUUUUAUAGUAAACAUUUUAAAUGAUUCAGGUAAUUUGCUAGUUGCCUAACGCAAACCUCUUUCUGUCAGCAAGAUUGCUACAUGUUUGUGCGUAAUUCUACGGGCGUUUGAGAUGACUGCCUCUUGAUUUAAAAUCAAGAAAAGAAAAUCAGAGUGCUGUUUAGUUCUUAAUUUGGUGAGCUCAUUUGCUGCUAAAUGGAAGAGAAUGUUCUUUUAAGCUUCCAAAGGUCCGCCGCUCAGGAUACUUAUACAGUAACGGCAAACAAUCACUGUAUCAGCAGGCUCUUGAGUUUUGUUUUUUUUCCUCCUGCGUAUCCUCCAAAUGGUUUGGGAAAUAAAUAUUUAUUUAAAAACUGGC